AUGAUGUACGUGCUCCAGCAGGACAGCUGGGUGAUGGGCAGUUGCCCUUGUAAUGGCCUGGUCCAGAUGGGGCCCACACUCUGUCCUCCCUCUCCAACCUUCCUCUCUGCCGGCCUCGGGGUAUUUGCCCCCUCGGAGACCUACCCUUUGCCCAUGACGAGCUCCAGCUGGAAGUCCCAGCUGGACUCCCUGUUACCAUCAGGCCCUUCCACCAGCUCCACAGGGGCCCAAGCCAUGGCUGAGCCCACAGAGCAGGGCCCCAAGAACCCACGUGUAUCUGAUGUGACGGUUCAGCUGGAGAUGAAGGGUCCGUGGGACGAAUUCAACCAGCUGGGCACAGAGAUGAUUGUCACCAAGGUGGGCAGGAGGAUGUUCCCCACCUUCCAGGUGAAGAUCCUGGGCAUGGACACGCUGGCUGACUUUGCCCUGCUCAUGGACUUCAUGCCUUUGGAUGACAAGAGAUACAGGUAUGCCUUCCAUAGCUCGGCCUGGCUGGUGGCGGGCAAGGCGGACCCAACCACGCCUGGCCGCGUGCACUUCCACCCCGACUCGCCGGCCAAGGGCGCACAGUGCAUGCGCCAGAUUGUGUCCUUCGACAAGCUCAUGCUGACCAACAACCUGCUGGACGACAACGGCCAUAUCAUUCUCAGCCCUGUGCACCGCUACCAGCUGCGCUUCCACGUGGUCUUCGUGGACCCACGCAAAGACAGCCAGCGCUACACGCAGGAGAACUUCAAGUCCUUCAUCUUCACGGAGACCCAGUUCACGGCCGCGACGGCAUAUCAGAACCACCGGAGCACCCAGCUGAAACUCACCAGCAACCCUUUUGCCAAGGGCUUUAGGGAGAGUGACCCGGACUCCUGGCCUAUAUCUCCACGGCCCCUGCUCAGAGUCCGGACCCGGAGUCCCAGCAGCCUCCGCCCCUGCCUGCCGAAGGGCUCCACAGAGCAGGCGAAAGACCCCCUAAACGCCGACCCCGAACAUCCUGGAGCACUUCCUCUGAGGUCCCGGAACCCCGCGGGCACGGAGAAACGCGGGUCCCGGCGGGGCCUUAACAGCCAGACACCCCGGCUCGCGAACCCCGCGGUCAGCACGGCCGUGCCCGGUCGCCGGGCCAGGCGCGACGCCGGCUGCUCUAGGCGUUCGUAA
Molecule: messenger RNA, 1149 nt
Organism: Globicephala melas (long-finned pilot whale)
Lineage: Eukaryota; Metazoa; Chordata; Mammalia; Artiodactyla; Delphinidae
Gene: TBX10
Product: T-box transcription factor 10
Biological process (GO): regulation of transcription by RNA polymerase II; positive regulation of DNA-templated transcription; cell fate specification
Cellular component (GO): nucleus
Molecular function (GO): DNA-binding transcription factor activity, RNA polymerase II-specific; RNA polymerase II cis-regulatory region sequence-specific DNA binding
Source: RefSeq, a predicted model, not a curated record